Zonotrichia albicollis (white-throated sparrow) is the source of this 1562-nucleotide messenger RNA. The record is from RefSeq and is a predicted model, not a curated record. Lineage: Eukaryota; Metazoa; Chordata; Aves; Passeriformes; Passerellidae.
UGGAGCUGCUGCGGGCGCUGCUGUCCCGGACCCUGGGGCUCGGCGGGGACCGAGCGGAGCCGGUGCUGGACGAGCUGAGCCUGGCGGGCGUUGGCCGCUUCAUCAAGAGUGACCGGUGUAAGAACAUUGUGUGCAUGGUGGGCGCUGGCAUCUCCACCUCUGCCGGGAUCCCCGAUUUCCGCUCCCCCGGCACCGGGCUCUACUCCAACCUGCAGAGCUACAACCUCCCCUACCCUGAGGCCAUCUUCGAGAUCGGGUUCUUCAAGAAACACCCAGAGCCCUUUUUCGCCCUCGCCCGCGAGCUCUACCCGGGGCAGUUCAAGCCCACGGUGUGCCACUACUUCAUGCGGCUGCUGCAGGACAAGGGGCUCUUGCUGCGCUGCUACACCCAGAACAUCGACACCCUGGAGAGGGUGGCGGGGCUGGACCCAGAGCUGCUGGUGGAGGCUCACGGCACCUUCUUCACCUCGCACUGCCUGCGAGCCUCGUGCCGCCAGAGCUACAGCCUGGCCUGGAUGAGGGAGCGGAUUUUCUCCUCCCUCGUCCCUAAAUGUGAGAAGUGCCAGGGGCUGGUGAAACCUGACAUUGUGUUUUUUGGGGAGAACCUGCCCUCGCGCUUCUUCGCCCUCCUGGAGUCGGACUUUGGGAAGGUCACCCUGCUGAUCAUCAUGGGGACCUCACUGCAGGUGCAGCCCUUUGCCUCCCUCAUCAGCAGGGUCCCCACCAACACCCCCAGACUCCUCAUCAACAAGGAGAAGACAGGGCAGAGUGACCCCCUGAUGUCCCUGAUGGGCUUUGGUGGCAUGGACUUUGACUCAGACAAGGCCUACAGGGACGUGGCCUGGCUGGGGGACUGCGACAGCGGGUGCCUGGCUCUGGCUGAGCUCCUGGGCUGGAAGGAGGAGCUGGAGGAGCUGGUGCAGAGGGAACACGCGGCCAUCGACGCCAAGGGCGGGGACAGGGAUGGGGGGAUCCCCCAAAAGCCCCAGGGGGACGAGGACAAGGACGGGGGGAGCCCCAAAAAGAGCCUGGGGGACGAGGGAAAAGCUCAGAGUGAGCCCAAGAAGGGCCUGGGGAGCAAGGCCAAGGCUGAAAAGGACCCCAAAAAACCCCAGGGAGGGGACAAGGACAAGGCUGAAAAUGACCCAGAAAAGUCACGGGGGGGGCAGUGAGGACCCUCCCCAUAGCACGGGGAGACAACCCAAAAUUAAAUGGUCACAGAGGAGUUUUUGGCUUCGUGUGGUCACUGGGGGCUGGAGGGGCAGGGGUUCUUUUAUUCCUUAAAGGAAGAAAGAGGAAAACAAAGUAAAAUACAGGAAAGGGGGAAAAUAAGUUAGAAGAAGAAAGGGGGAGGUUGAGGGUACAAAAAGGUUUUUUUCCUCCCUUAAAAAGGGGUGUUGCCAUCCUAAAAAGAGGUGUUACAGAUUUAAAAUGUGUUGGAAUUCCCAGGAAGGGUGUGGGGGGAUGCGUGUGCAAAACACUGAAACCUGUGAAGUUUCUCACUUUUAUAUCUGCUGAGAAAUAACAUUCAUUUACAUUAAAAAAAAAAGUUUCAAAACAAA